Messenger RNA from Dermacentor andersoni, 1083 nucleotides. RefSeq lists its product as uncharacterized. Lineage: Eukaryota; Metazoa; Arthropoda; Arachnida; Ixodida; Ixodidae. The record is from RefSeq and is a predicted model, not a curated record.
AGCCGAGCUUGUGGACCAUCGUGAGGAAUGACGAAGAAGACACCGCGCCGCCCGCUGGCCUGCACAUAACAACUAUUACACCGUUACCGGGUGGACGGCGCGUGACGAGCCGCCAUGUCCCAGCCCCAGGUGGGCGGCAAGAGCAAGGACGCGCAGCCGGAGUCGGCCACGGCGCCACCCUCGGUGACGGUGUCCAAGCCUGCGGGUUCGCCGGCGACGUCUUCCAGCCGCCUGCCAGCAUCCUCGUCCAGUCGCGCCACUGUUCAGGGGUCCGCUCUAGUAUCCGAAGUUAUCGGCGCUGUACCUGUCACUGAAGAGAGGAACCCGAAAAAGCCCAUCUUACUCCUCCUCGUGGGUGCGGCGGUCAUUGCUUUCAUGGUAGUCCUCAUCAUUGGCACUGUCAUCUUGGCACGGAAGGAUACGAAGCAGCUCUCCGCAAAAAUAUCGGUGGCUGCGACAAGGAGGAGUCUUAGCGCGAAGACACCGCUGGCUACAGCCCCCGUCAGAAACGUAGUCAAUGGGUCCUCUGCUCAGAGCACAGUCUCGAUGGAAAUGGCGAACCCAACUUGCAACGCAUCGGAGGCUAUUGGAUGCGUGCGCUCGGACGAGGCUGUAGGGAACUCGAACAGUUCCAGUGCGCCUGAGCAUAGCUUGGUUUCGGAAGCCGGUACGCUGAACACAACGAGCGAGAUCCAUGACCACGAAUAUUCAAUGCUCGAAACAGAAACCGCCGUGGCGGCAUCGGAGCCGGUCAAUGCAUCUGGUGUAGCAGCUGGUGGCGAUGGAGGAAGAAGCCAUGUUAGCUCGGAUGAGGCCACGAACGCGUCUGGUGACGAAGGCAUGUUCGCGAUGAAAUUCUCUGACAGCCCGGUAGUGAGCCUCUCGAGUACCAUGGACGCAACCGUGGUGCCUCUGGAUGUCUCGGACAGCGCACAAGCAUUGAGCACGGAGGAAGUCGAAAUUGCAACGUCAGGGACUCCUGGGGUGGCUAUGAGUAGUGAUCAAUGAAGACAGCAGGCAGCAUCCAAGGUAUUACAUCCACUUAGGCACUUGAAGGCGGAACCUGAAUAAAAUUAUUUUCGU